AUGAGCGAGUUAUAUUUCCUACGCCAUGCACAGCGAAUAGAUCACGCGCUCCAAAAAGACCAGCUGGCGAAACCCAUAUCAGAACAAGAGUACCAGCCGUAUGACCCACCUUUGACUUCAUCUGCAGUCGAUCAGAUCAAACACGUGGUGGACGAUAUUUGCGACACAACAGAUACUUUUACCGAUAAGGAAUCAUCCUUGCGAAAAAACGUAUUUAUCCAUUUUAGCCCUUACUUGCGGUGCUGUCAAACUGCAGACCUCCUCAUAACUGAACUCAAAGCCAAGUUUAGCGAAAAGUUUCCCAAUUACAAGGUUAGGUUCCAGUUAUUGGGCGAUUUCGCAUUAUCCGAGUGGAUCCAUGAGAAUAUGAAACACAAGCCCCCCUUUGUUGACUCAAAUGACGCUUACAACAUGUACACACCAAACAUGAAAUCAUUAAAGAAUAAAAAUGCAUGCUCAAAUUUCCGUCCCAUGAUUACAUUGGGGCAGUACAAUGGACCAGACUUGACUUAUAAGGAGUACCAACUGCGAUGUAAAGAGUAUUUCCAAAAACUACUAGCUACUUACGAUAAACCAACAUAUAUAAAGAAUAAGGACAUCAUCAUUGUCGUGUCACACGGUUACCUCAUCAACAACUUUAUGUCCUGCUUUUUAAACCAUCCCGUAUUUGAGGAAAUACCAGAUGCAGCACUUAAUUUUGCUAGACGAGUCAAGAAAGAGGAAUUCGAAAAGCAGCAAGAUGACUAUGAUCCCGAACACUAUUGCUGGCGAAUGGAAAAGGAUGCUUUGGGCUUGGCAGAAAAGGAAGGCGUUGAUGCCCACCUAAACUUGGAAACAGAGGUUGUAUAUUACAAAACGAAUUUCAUCAAAAAAAAUGACCUUAUCGAGAAACCACAUGAAAACCAAAUGCGAGACGAGAAUAAACCCAGAGCCUCGUUCAAAAUCGAGUCUACUUCGGCGUCCAAAAACGCCAAUGGAAGACCAACUGUUACCAGCUAUCUCUGUCCAGCUGCCAAAAAUUGGAAACCUAAUGAAAAACAUUACAAAAUUAAGGCUGAGUUCAAGGCAAAAAUGAUGAAUGACGAGGCAUUCAAACGAGAUUUUGCAAUCACCAACCCACCCUCGCGCCAAAUCAGUCCCGAUGUCUCACCCAAUUCUGCACCAACAAGAAAUAACUCAGUUAUUGAUUUGUCCAAGAUUAUGAGUAAUGACUCGAUACAGCCUUUGAAAUUGAAAUAUUCGCAUACCUCGGAAAUACCCAUUCACAAGAUCAACUCAAGGAUGAAUUCGCAAGUCAACCUCCAACAAGCAUUUGCCCAUAACAGCAGCCAUAAUCAUAGUCCAAGUCAAGUAUCGUCCACAGAGAGUUCACACACUGAUUUGCCCAAAUAUGUGGCUCAUUUACAGAAUAGACACAGGUCGAGCUCCAACCCAAACUCAUCAGUUUUUGUUGCACCGCAGACGAAGGACUCAUAUUUCCCGCAGGUUAUUAAUCGUGUGAGGUCUAACGAGUCGGACAUGUCUAUCGACUCAACAGCAGAUCACAGUUUUGACGAGUUGGAUAUUAUUGAUGAGUCACUGGAGGGCAAUGGCAAUGGCAAUGGCAGUGGUAGUGGCAGUGGCAGUGGUGAUAACUCUUCAUCACAGCCACCUCCACCUACCGCAGCUACAAUUGCAGCCGCAGCUGCGGCUAAUACGAGUGCCAUGAGGGCAUCACCUAUUGAUACAUUGAACAGAGCCAGGUCGCUUAAUAAGAAACCAACAAAUAAUCCCUUGUUACUAUCUUACAAAAAACGUUCUCAGCAAAGCAUCCCCAAUAUAUUUUCAAGAACCAGCAACAACAAUAAUAGUAAUAACAAUAACAAUAAUAAUGAUAAUAAUAACAACAACAACAGCACCAGCACAGCAGAAGGAGCAACUCCAGAUAAUGAAAAGGAUGGAAACGAAGCAGAUGAUGAUCAAAGUGAAGGAGAAGAUGAAGAUGCUGAUGAAGAUUAUUAUUACGAUGAUGACGAUGAUGAUGAUGAUGAUGGUAAAAAGAACAAAAUUCCCAGAGAAAGAUACGUUACUUAUGGCAGCGGAAGCAGUAAUAGCGGAGGCAGUGACAGCAGUAACAUCAGUAGCAGCGAUAGUAUUAACAACGGUACUAGCAACAACAACCACAACAAUAGUAGUGGUAACAGUUUCGGAGGCAGCAAAAGAGACAAGAGCAACGAGGAAAGGUCGUUUUCAUUGAAAUUCAAUAGAGACUCAUCAUCUACAGGACAAGUUCGCACUGAACCAGGUUCUCAGUUUACUCAACCUAAACUCACCGCCAAAUCCACAUCAAUAGCCAAUGCAGAAGAUAACGCACGAUAUUUGGCAAAUAAAAAGCGACCUGUGUUCUACAACUUUGAUACUGACACAGAUAGUGAUAGCGAUGAUGCUUCAUCAAACGGGAAACUUAAGCCGGCACUGUUUUCUCACAACACGUCAAGCAAGGGACAAAAGUACUCAUUUUUUGGUCAAAAUAGGUGA
Messenger RNA from Lodderomyces elongisporus, 2517 nucleotides. RefSeq lists its product as uncharacterized. Bases 1 to 2517 code for a protein of 838 amino acids. The transcript has a single exon. NCBI's taxonomy places the organism in Eukaryota, Fungi, Ascomycota, Pichiomycetes, Serinales, Debaryomycetaceae. The record is from RefSeq and is a predicted model, not a curated record.